AUCAAACCUCAAACAAGCAAAGAAUUCCUCCUUGUAUCUCUUUCUUCCAUUGCAACAACGAUUUCCAUGAUAUUCCAUGUAUUCUUCCUCUUUUCUCUAUGUUCCUCAGAUUAUGGUAUAUUACGAGUCGCUUCAUUAGGCAUCAACUAUGGUCAAGUUGGCAGCAAUUUGCCACCACCCGACAAGGUUCUUGAACUGUUAAAUUCUCUUAAGAUCACAAAAGCAAAAAUCUACGACACCAAUCCUCAAAUUCUGACAACAUUCGCCAACUCCGACGUUGAGCUCAUCGCUACAGUUGAAAACCAAAUGCUGUCCGUGGUAAUGGAUCCCCAACAAGCACUUCAAUGGGUCAGCACCCACGUCCAGCCUUAUUUCCCGGCCACGAAGAUCACCGAGAUAUCGGUCGGGAACGAGGUGUUCACCGACGUCGACAAGUCCCUUGUCGGAUAUCUUGUUCCGGCCAUGGUCAGCAUCCAUGAUGCUUUAGUUCAAUUAGGACUAGACAAGUACAUUCGAGUUUCCACACCCAACUCAUUAUCCAUUCUUCAAGAAUCUUUCCCACCGUCGGCCGGGUGUUUCAAGAGCGAAGUCUCGGGGAUCAUGUCGGAGUAUCUUCAGUUUCUGGCGAGCACUGGCUCCCCGUUUUGGAUCAAUGCAUACCCUUAUUUCGCUUACAAAGGUGCCCCGGACAACGUUAACUUGGACUAUGUUUUGUUCAACAAAAAUCCGGGCAUGGUAGAUCCUUACACCAAGCUACACUACGAUAACAUGUUGUACGCACAGGUAGAUGCUGUCGUUUACGCGAUGUCUAGGUUGGGUUAUGGAGGGAUCGAGGUGCGGGUGGCGGAGACGGGUUGGCCGUCGAAAGGGGACCGUGAUGAAUUCGGAGCGACCCCGAUGAAUGCAGCCGCUUACAACAGGAAUUUGGUGAGGAGGCAAAUGAGGAAUGAGGGGACACCCUUGAGGACAAAUACGAGGCUUGAAGUGUACUUGUUUGCUCUGUUCAAUGAGGAUAUGAAGCCCGGACCGACAUCGGAGCGAAACUACGGUCUUUUCGAACCCGAUGGAACCAUUGCUUACAAUGUGGGACUCUCUGCCUUGUCCACAACUUCAUCAACGUCAACUUCAACAUCAUCCUCUUCGUCAUCAUCUUCUUUUUUCCUUACGUCUUCUUCAGAUAAGGCAGCGAAAUUGGGAUAUCAAAGCUUAGUCUGUUGGAUGUUUGUGUAUUUGCUGGCUCUCCAAGUUUUACCAAGACAACAUUAAAGCAAAAUGGACAAUGCAUGUAAAUACUACCCUUUGGUAAGAAAAGAAAAAUUGGAUCAUCUUAUCCUUCCACAAGACCACUUGAUCAAGAUGAAAGACAUCA
Hibiscus syriacus is the source of this 1369-nucleotide messenger RNA. RefSeq names its product glucan endo-1,3-beta-glucosidase 11-like. Bases 67 to 1266 code for a protein of 399 amino acids. Gene Ontology annotation, cellular component: plasma membrane. Gene Ontology annotation, biological process: carbohydrate metabolic process. Gene Ontology annotation, molecular function: hydrolase activity, hydrolyzing O-glycosyl compounds. NCBI's taxonomy places the organism in Eukaryota, Viridiplantae, Streptophyta, Magnoliopsida, Malvales, Malvaceae. The record is from RefSeq and is a predicted model, not a curated record. The transcript has 3 exons.